UCUCGAUAUUUAGCAAAAUUUAGAUUGCUUUAUUUUAUACAGGUGGAGCAAGCAGCGCUUGCAGAGGGAGAGGCAGAGGGGGUCACAGCCCACUCCAGCUCCACCGAACUUUGGUUUGCAGCUCCCUUUUAUAGCAUGGUUUCCUUGUAGUCAUCAGUAAUUGUUAUUUUUUGAUGUCAUAAUUUUGCCAGGUCAGCAGUGGUGGUCCGUGGGAUCGCUGGACGAGUCUCUAGGCAAUUUGUCAAGUCCCAUAGAUAACCAUCUGCUCUUGUACUGUCAUUCAGCGUGCCACAGUCCUCCUACUGCCCCUCUAGAAGGAGAGCAUCUCGGAUGAGGCAGUGGCCAAGGGCCAACUAUUAUAAGCUGCAGAAUGCCUCAAGUCCUGGGCAAUAGCAGUUCACAGGAAGAGGCUGCUGUACAUUAUGCAUCAGAAUCAAUUGUCUCCAUUGCUAUCUUCACCAUCGUUUUCGUCAUAGGUAUUCCAGGCAAUGGGUUGGUGAUCUGGGUAGCUGGUCUGAAAAUGAAAAGGUCUGUGAACACUGUCUGGUUCCUAAACCUUGCUGUGGCUGACAUCAUGUGCUGCUUGUCCUUGCCCUUUUCCAUUGUUCACCUGGCCCUCCAUGAACACUGGCCCUAUGGCUGGUUUCUCUGCAAAGUCAUUCCAACAGUCAUAAUCUUCACCAUGUUUGCUAGUGUCUUCCUACUUGUGGCUAUCAGCAUUGAUCGGUGUCUCCUGGUGAUGAAACCUGUCUGGUGUCAGAACCACCGAACAGUGAAAUUUAUAUCGUUAAUAUGCAGUGGCAUAUGGAUGCUGGCCUUCAUUUUUUGCUGCCCUGUCUUCUACUACCGUGAGACAAGCACUUACGAUGGCAAAACGGAGUGUGUGUACAAUUUCGGAGUUGAUGAUUACACAGAUGAUCCUGUAAAUGCAUCUGUAAAUGAGUUAUGGGAGGAAUACUCAAUCUACAAUGUUAGUGACUUGUGGGGAGGUACCGAUGCAGGUAAUGACUCCAUAGCCCUUGCCUCGAUGGUAAUAAACAUCACCAGGGCUGUCUUUGGCUUUGUGCUGCCUUUUGGCAUAAUGGCAGUUUGCUACGCCCUCAUUGUUUUCAGAACACACGCAAAUCAGUUUCACAAGCCACACAAUAGGACACUGCGAACAGUUGUGUUUGUGGUAGCUGCAUUCUUCAUCUGCUGGGCUCCAUACCACGUAGUUGGGAUUCUCCGCAUUGUACCUAGUCUUGGAAGAGGACAGAUGGAGUCGCUGAUCCUGUGGGAUCACCUCUCUACAGCACUUGCAUAUGCCAACAGCUGCAUCAACCCCCCGCUUUAUGUUUUUGUGGGACAGAACUUCAGGGCAAAGGUACGGCAAUCGGUGCAAAGAAUCUUGGAAGGUGCCUUUAGUGAGGAACUCACAUCUUCAACCCUUCACAGAAGCCAGACUUCAGCAGAGAAGAACCUUAGCAGCACCUUGUAAUGCAGGACUUCCUAUCACCACUGCAGAAAGAGCAAGCUAUAGUGCUGCACAUCAAUUACUCUCUGCUUAGGAGGUGGUUUUUCUCCAUUGUUUGUUUAAGCUGCGGCUCCAACCCAAGACACUGCAGUCAUUCAGCUCAUGACAGAUAACUCUUUUUUAUAUCCUAUACUAGAGACAUGGGAAGUUGGAAGCACCAAGACUAAUAAUCUGAGGGAUGACUGGUGAAGCAGAAGACACAGUACUUUAACCUACACAGACUAUUUUAAGAAAGCAGGGCUGGCUACAGAUUAGUGGUGGGAACCACGUAGUUCAACCUCUCAAUUGAGCUAAGAAUAUUACUUUAUUUGCAUAUGUCUGUGUUCUACAUCUCCUGUCUCUGAUAAAGUGCACAUAAAACUAAUUUGGAUAUUGCUUCUUGGAAGGUCAUCACAUCUUUCCUCUGACUCUACUAGGGCUCUGAGGUGUGUAGGAAUAUCUGAAGAUUUCCCUAGAGGCUACUGCUACAUUUCCUUACAGCCAUGCACUAGAACAGCACUUGCUCCAGUCAGCUGCACUGAAGUGACUUUUGUGCCCUGAUAGAUACCCAAUCUAAUUCUUUGUCUUGGCAAAUACAUCACUGUGUGGUAGUAACUGAUCAAUGCACAUGCUGUACCUGUGUUCAUUACCAUAUGCACACUCGCUGUCUCCCCAACACUCCCUCCACCACCAGAGUCCCAAAUUUUUCUUUUAGGAGGCCAUCUGAGA
Messenger RNA from Ficedula albicollis (Collared flycatcher), 2221 nucleotides. It is a transcript of the gene C3AR1, whose product is annotated as complement component 3a receptor 1. Gene Ontology annotation, biological process: phospholipase C-activating G protein-coupled receptor signaling pathway; inflammatory response; chemotaxis. Gene Ontology annotation, molecular function: G protein-coupled receptor activity; complement component C5a receptor activity. The coding region runs from base 371 to 1477 and encodes 368 amino acids. The transcript is spliced from 3 exons. Gene Ontology annotation, cellular component: plasma membrane. The record is from RefSeq and is a predicted model, not a curated record. NCBI's taxonomy places the organism in Eukaryota, Metazoa, Chordata, Aves, Passeriformes, Muscicapidae.